AUGGCCGCGGCCCUCCGCCCCCUGCUCCGCCGGCACGCAGUUCUGCCGCCAUCUUCGAUGCUGCGCUCUCUAUUCCCCGCGCCGUACUCCAAGGCCGCCGCCAGACCCCCAGCCGUGUGCCACGCGCCCCUGCCGCCUCCCCUUCUGAGGGAGGUUACUCCAAGGAGGGCUCCUCCAAUUCCAAAGGGUGAACCACGCCGCUGCACUGCUGUUCAAAGUACCAUGAGUGACAGUACAAAGUCGUUGCUGGAUAAACUGAAGGAUCUCAAGGACAGUAAGAAGCCACUGGAAGACAUGGAAAAGAAUAUUAAGGAGCGUAGGGAAAUUAUAAAGAAAGCGCUGCAUGACUCUAGGGUUGCUAAUGCUAUGUUUAGGGUAAGACUGGAUGGCCUUAGGAAACUUCUUGCCAAAAUACGUGAUGGCCGAGAGGAUUCUGCCAGAAUCAAUGCAAUAUACCGCAGAUUGGAGGAUGACUAUGACAAAGAUUGGGCCAUUCAUGAGUCUAAGGGUCGCUUGAUUGACGAACAGAUGAAAAUGUUAAGGAAGGAGGGAGAUGACUAUAUCAAUGCUUUGAGGGAGUAUCAUGAAUUGCAAAUAUCCAUCCUGAAGCAUGCGGAGGAGGUGGAGGAGGCGGAGAAGGUGGAGGAGGUAGAGAGCAUGGAGAAGGUGGAGGAGGUAGAGAACAUGCAGAAGGUGAAGAAGGUUGCAAAGGUGUGUGCCGCUGCUGGCCUCAUGGGAGGGCUUCUGGUGAUACUGGGAAAGAUGUAG
Molecule: messenger RNA, 768 nt
Organism: Triticum turgidum subsp. durum (durum wheat)
Lineage: Eukaryota; Viridiplantae; Streptophyta; Magnoliopsida; Poales; Poaceae
Source: the annotation of a GenBank genome assembly